Frankliniella occidentalis (western flower thrips) is the source of this 2687-nucleotide messenger RNA. It is a transcript of the gene pAbp, whose product is annotated as polyadenylate-binding protein 4-like. The transcript has 9 exons. Gene Ontology annotation, cellular component: ribonucleoprotein complex. Bases 184 to 2106 code for a protein of 640 amino acids. Lineage: Eukaryota; Metazoa; Arthropoda; Insecta; Thysanoptera; Thripidae. The record is from RefSeq and is a predicted model, not a curated record. Gene Ontology annotation, molecular function: RNA binding.
AAUUAAGAAAAAGCAACAGGAAAUAGUGAAACGUGAGCGAGGUUUGUUUACGUGUCCUGCAACGUGGGGUUAAGCAAGCUGGAAUCACAUUUGAGGAUCUUUGCCGGCAUCCUGGGGGAGUUUCAGCUCUUUUAAUAAUUGCUCAUCAAGAUUUGAAGUGUUGCUGAGGGCCUCACCGCCAAGAUGAAUCCGAGUGGCCAAAAUUAUCAAAUGGCCUCGCUGUACGUCGGGGACUUGCACCCCGACGUUACUGAGGCCAUGUUGUUUGAGAAGUUUUCCUCUGCUGGACCGGUGCUUUCCAUUCGUGUCUGUCGUGACAUGAUCACCCGUCGAUCCCUGGGUUACGCCUAUGUGAAUUUUCAACAACCGGCCGACGCUGAGCGAGCCCUGGAUACCAUGAACUUCGAUGUACUGAAGGGCAGACCCAUCCGUAUCAUGUGGUCUCAACGAGAUCCGUCUCUGCGUAAGUCUGGCGUUGGAAAUGUCUUUAUCAAGAACCUUGACAAGAGUAUUGACAACAAGGCCAUGUACGAUACCUUUUCUGCUUUUGGUAACAUCUUGAGCUGUCGAGUUGCCCAAGACGAGACUGGUGCCUCCAAAGGCUAUGGUUUUGUUCACUUUGAGACUGAGGAAGCCGCUAAUAAAUCUAUUGACAAGGUCAACGGAAUGUUGCUGAACGGCAAGAAGGUCUUCGUUGGCAAGUUCAUCCCCCGCAAGGAGCGCGAAAAGGAAUUGGGCGAGAAGGCCAAGCUGUACACCAAUGUGUACAUCAAGAACUUCCCUGAAGAUUUCUCAGAGGAAGCCCUGAAAGACAUGUUUGAGAAGUAUGGAGUUAUUACUAGCCACAAAGUCAUGAGCCGCGAUGAUGGUAAAUCUCGUGGCUUUGGAUUUGUUGCCUUUGAAGAUCCUGAAAGUGCUGAGAGAGCUGUUGAUGAACUCAAUGGAAAAGACAUGGAUGGCAAGCCUCUCUUUGUUGGCCGCGCACAGAAGAAAAUGGAGAGACAAACCGAACUGAAACGCAAGUUCGAGCAACUGAAGAUUGAAAGGCUCAACCGCUACCAGGGUGUGAAUUUGUAUGUGAAGAACCUUGACGACACCAUUGAUGAUGACAGACUUCGCAAGGAAUUUGCGCCAUUUGGAACAAUUACCAGUGCCAAGGUCAUGCUGGAGGAGGGGCGUUCCAAGGGAUUCGGGUUUGUGUGUUUCUCCUCACCUGAGGAGGCAACCAAGGCUGUGACUGAGAUGAAUGGUCGUAUUCUGGUGACCAAGCCCCUCUAUGUGGCUCUUGCCCAAAGGAAAGAGGACCGCAAGGCUCAUUUGGCUUCCCAGUACAUGCAGCGCGUUGCCAACAUGCGCAUCCAGCAGAUGGGUCAGCAAAUCUUCCAGCCCAGCGGUGCGGGCGGUUAUUUCGUACCUACCAUCCCUCAACCUCAACGCUUCUACGGCCCGGCCCAGAUGCCCAUGCGCCCUCAACCCCGCUGGACCACCCAACCUCAAGUCCGCCCCAAUGCCCAAGCCCAACAAGCAGCCUUCCCCAACAUGCCUGGCCCUUACCGCGGCGGCCCCCGCCCUCCAAGUGCUCAACCCGGACCCGGCGGCAUGGGCCGAGCUAUGUCUGCCCGACCCAUCACCAACCAGCAGGCGGCCGGCAUGGCCCAGGGUGCCCGCGGCCCCAUGGGAUCCGCCCCCGCUGUUGUGCCCCAGUCGGCCCAACAGGCCCCCGCCCAAGCUGCGCAGGCUGCUCAGCGCGCCGGCCAGUUCAAGUACACCGCCAACGUGCGUAACCCUGCCCAACCUGGCAUGGGCCCUCAGCAAGGUGCCGCCCAGCAGGCUGUGCACAUCCAGGGCCAGGAGCCUCUGACCGCCACCAUGUUGGCUGUGGCCAAUCCCGACGACCAGAAGCAGAUGCUUGGAGAGCGUCUCUUCCCACUCAUUCAGCGCAUGUAUCCUGACUUAGCUGGCAAAAUCACUGGAAUGUUGCUGGAAAUUGAUAACUCAGAGCUACUUCACAUGCUGGAGCACCAUGAAUCCCUGAAGGCCAAGGUUGAAGAAGCAGUUGCUGUCCUUCAGGCUCACCAGGCCAAACAGGCUAUCAAGAAAGAUUAAAAGAAACAAUACAGCAAAACAAGUUAAAAAAAAAAAAAAUGAUCUACAACCCUACCUGGCAUCCACAACUCAUUUUCGGUUUCUGCACAUUAUUUUAUUUUUCAUUCAGAUGGUUUGAUGACAUCAUGUGGUCCUUUUUUCUGAGGUUUCUUUAAAUUCAGGAUGUGAGCAUCUGUAUGUGUUUUUUGUAUGAAUGUGUGUGAUCGUUUUAUAUGACGGAGUCAUUUGACGGCAAUUAUUCUUUGAUGUAUGUAUUGUUGGUGUGAAUGUCGCAUGUACGCAUUUUGCAUAUGCACAAAUGGAAUGGUGUGGAAUUUAUUCCUACCAGUGAAAAAUGCACUUCAACAUGUCUUCUUCCCAAACUUUGUGUAGAGACUCUAAUCAAAAAGAAAGCUUGUGUGCGUUAAAUUUAUUUUUGUUUUGGAGAAAUAUGUUCAUUGUUUUGUGGAACCUGGACUUUUGGUAUCUGAGGAGAGGCAGAUAUGACGUGUAUUGUAAGAUGCCCUAAGAUACGUGGCGAUUCUCUGCAUAUUGCAUUCGGAGUUUUUUAAUGUGUAUUGCUAUUAAAUGACUUUCAUGAA